GAGAAGCGGCUCUGGGCGCCGGCAACUCGGCUGCUGAAAGCUCGCAGCUCCCCGACUCCCGGGUCCAUUUCCUGGAUCCCGGCCACCGGGACUGAACCGGAGAGAGGGAGGGCGCCCGCCAGAAGGAAAGUGAGCGGAAGGCCGGCGGUGGCACCCUGGCCGCGGGAGGGCGGAGCUGUGCGGUCCCUGCCCGACCAGGACGCACGGAAGUGCGGUAGAGUUUGUUGAAUUCCGUAGCCUGCUUUCCCUCCCUCAUACCUCCCUCCUUCCCUCUCCACCCCUCACCUCCCCUACAGCUUUAGCCUCCUUCCUCGGAACGCCAUCUCCUGGACUCCCCCCCCCCCCGUUUCUUUUUUCUUUCUUUCUUUUUCUUUUUUCUUUUUGUUGUUGUUUUUAGUUUUUUGAAGGGAGGUUGAUUGUUUUGGACUUGGCUUCCUGCUGGCAGCGCUGAAGGGCUGCGAGUGAGGGGCAAAGAGGCAAGAGGCUGGGGGGGCUCAGCUACUCAGCUAGUCCGUCUCGGGUCGGAUCCAGAGGGCAUCGCAGUGAACGAACCUACGGACGGACGGACGGACAAGCACCCGACCACGCCAUCUGUUCGACAGAGCUCUAUCUACCGACUGCUGUUGAGUGUUCGGGGGCACAUCAGGGGCGGGGGUGGUGAUGGUGGAGGUUUCUCCUAGCGUUACUUCUGGACAGGGGUUCUGGGACUCUGAUCCGGGUCAGCUUCGUACUCUGAAACUGCUGAGGAAUUAGGCAAACAAAAGAGGCACUGAGAGAAAGAGGCCAGAAGUCCUUUGCGCGCGCCCCCCCCUUGUUAUCUGGGGGUGGGGGCUGGCCAUUUGCAGGGCGGGAAGAGGGCACCAGAGCGGGCGAGACGGGGUCGCACCCCCUGGGUCGAGUAGUUAUCAGCCGGUUGUGCAAGCUUUGGCCCUUGUUUUCCUGGCCUGGCUCGUUUGGAGGCCGGACACAUCCACCCUUGGAAUUGGUUCAGGACUCUGCUGUUAUUCUCUUUGCCCCUCUUGAAUUUUCUGGAUUCUUGAAGACGCGGUGGCCCGGGAGGAGAGAGGAAGGAGGAAGGAGCAGAUCUCCAGAGGAAUGUGAGAGCCUCCCAAAGCAGCCAGUAAGAGCGGAGAGCCAGGGGAGGCAGAACCUUGCCUGUGGUCCUGGGACCGUGGUCUGAGGGUAAUUCUCUUCUGUUGUACACUAUUCUAGUGGAAAGUGUGUGUCUCGUUCUGGUUCUCGAAGAGCUGCUUUCUUCAAGUCAUUUGACUUUUCUGCUUGGUGUGUGAGGAAGGAGAGACUCACUCCUUUUCAGGGCCUGCCAAGGGAGAGGAGAAAGACUGUGGCCAUGACCAACCCCUCCCUGCUUACAGGCAGAUACCCCAAGGCAGUUUCUGGACCAUGGACACUUCUUUGACCAAAAGGCAGCUAAACAGCAUCUGUGCAUGCUGAGGCCCUGCCCAAAGGACUCGGUAGGACAUACUAGACUUUGAGCUGCAAGUACAUUUUUUUUCUGGAGACCCUGCUGAACAUCCUGGAUCUGGGCAAGGCAUUUUCCUUCCAGUCUUGACCUAACAGAUACCUUAGCCAUGGCACUGAAAGGCCGAGCCCUCUAUGAUUUCCACAGUGAGAACAAGGAGGAAAUCAGCAUCCAGCAGGACGAAGAGCUGGUUAUCUUCAGUGAGACCUCACUGGACGGCUGGCUGCAGGGACAGAACAGCCGUGGGGAGACAGGGCUCUUCCCUGCUUCUUACGUUGAGAUUGUCCGUCCUGGCAUCAGCACCAACCAUAUGGACUAUUCCAACAGCCCUGCAGGCUCCCUGGGCACCCAGCUGAGUUUGUAUAGCAGCCCUAGUAUGGCCAGUCCAGCCAGGAGUGGUGGGGGCAGCGGCUUCCUCUCAAACCAAGGAAGCUUUGAGGAUGAUGAUGAUGAUGACUGGGAUGACUGGGAUGAUGGAUGCACAGUGGUAGAAGAGCCACUGGCUGGCGGCCUAGGUACCAAUGGGCACCCUCCACUCAACCUCUCCUACCCGGGUGCUUACCCCAACCAGCAUAUGGCUUUCCGACCCAAGGCACCCCUGGAAAGGCAGGACAGUCUGGCGUCUGCCAAGCGGGGCAGUGUGGUAGGACGGAACCUCAAUCGUUUCUCGUGCUUUGUACGCUCUGGAGUAGAGGCCUUCAUCCUUGGUGAUGUGCCCAUGAUGGCCAAGAUUGCUGAGACGUACUCCAUUGAGAUGGGCCCACGUGGCCCUCAGUGGAAGGCCAACCCCCACCCAUUUGCCUGCUCCAUUGAGGACCCCACCAAACAGACCAAGUUUAAAGGCAUUAAAAGUUACAUCUCUUACAAGCUUACACCCACCCACGCCGGCUUGCCUGUGUACCGGCGCUACAAACACUUUGAUUGGCUGUACAACCGCCUGCUACACAAGUUCACAGUGAUCUCAGUGCCCCACCUGCCUGAGAAGCAGGCCACAGGUCGCUUCGAGGAGGACUUCAUUGAGAAGCGCAAGCGAAGGCUCAUCCUCUGGAUGGACCACAUGACCAGUCACCCUGUGCUCUCCCAGUAUGAGGGCUUCCAGCACUUCCUCAGCUGCCUGGAUGACAAGCAGUGGAAGAUGGGUAAGCGCCGGGCAGAGAAGGAUGAGAUGGUGGGUGCCAGUUUUCUGCUCACCUUCCAGAUCCCCACAGAGCACCAGGAUCUGCAGGAUGUAGAGGACCACGUGGAUACAUUCAAGGCUUUCAGUAAGAAGAUGGAUGACAGCGUCCUACAGCUUAGCACCGUGGCAGCGGAGCUGGUGCGGAAGCAUGUGGGGGGCUUCCGCAAGGAAUUCCAGAAGUUAGGAAGUGCCUUCCAGGCCAUUAGCCAUGCCUUCCAGAUGGACCCUCCCUUUAGGUCUGAGGCUCUCAACAAUGCCAUUUCCCACACUGGCCGGACCUAUGAAACCGUUGGCGAAAUGUUUGCGGAACAGCCCAAGCACGACCUCUUCCAAAUGCUUGACACACUGUCUCUCUACCAGGGCCUACUCUCCAACUUCCCUGACAUUAUCCACCUGCAGAAAGGUGCCUUUGCCAAGGUGAAGGAAAGCCAGCGCAUGAGUGACGAGGGCCGAAUGGCUCAGGAAGAGGCAGAUGGCAUUCGCAGGCGCUGCCGGGUGGUAGGUUUCGCCCUGCAGGCCGAGAUGAACCAUUUCCACCAGCGCCGUGAGCUCGAUUUUAAGCAUAUGAUGCAAAGCUACCUGCGCCAGCAGAUUCUUUUCUACCAGCGGGUAGGCCAGCAGCUGGAGAAGACCCUCCGCAUGUAUGACCACCUCUGACAGACUCUGACCAGCUAUGUAGGGCCUCUCUCCACCUAUCCAUCCCACUCCUGUCAUUAGCAGUGGCCCUGGUGCCCAGGGCUGGUGAGGUGAGUGGCCUGUUCUUUCUAGGAGAAGACAAGGGCCUUUUGAGAAGUCCCGGUAUCCCUGGAGUACUUUCCCCUGACUUUAGAGAUGGAUGAAUGGCCAUAACCCUCUGAGCCAAAGCCUGGGCUGCUGGUCAGUCCCUAAAGAUCAAGCUCCUCUUGAGCCUAUAGUGCACACUCAUCUGGUCACCACACCCUGUUCAUUCCGUGGGCUCCAUAGACUGCUGUGGCCCUGGCUGAGACAUGGGUGCAAGGCUAGUACUUGUCUGUCCUGGAAGAGCCACUUUUCAAGAUGGAUAGCAGACAAUGCAGAAUGAGAGGUGACACUUAAAGAUUCAUGGAAACUCCUCAGAGGACCACAGGACUCUGCUGGUUAGGGGGACACUUCACGGAGUAGGUGACAUUCCAGCAGUAUCUUGAAGAAUAACAAGGACCUGCAAAAGACAGUAAAUGGAGUGAAGGACAUUUUGGGCAGAAGAGCGAUGUGGUCCCUCCUCUUACCAUUCCCAAAGCAAGUUUGAUGUCCUCUCUGUGGGUUGUGAUCUGUAUGACAGAGGGGGAGGGGCCAUCCUUGCUCUGUGCUCCCUGGUUCUCCCCGUCCUACCCAUGCCUCUGCAGGAGGGACUGCAGGCCAACUCCCUCCUAUAGGCCUUGGAUUCCUCAAUACCUUGGUUGAGGGACACCCCCCACACCCUCCACACCCCCUGCUUUUCCUUGAUUAGGGGACCAUGCAAAACUUUCCCUUCUGUAGGCUCAAGGUGCUCAAUCCAGGGAGCACUGGACCCUGGUGGUGCCUUUCUGGAGGGAACUCUCAAGUGACCAGCAGUCACUCCCCAUUCUCCUAGCAGGCCCAGGCACCUUUGUUUCUGUGGCUUAGUUUUCUCAAAUUACUCUUGUUGCACAGUGGGAAAUCUGACAGAAAGAAGCUGGGAUCUCCCGACCCCCACCAACCCCACGUGUGGCCAGACUCACUGGUCAGUUUGUGCAGUCACCCACCUAUGUUUACAUCCUCCAGGAAUUGCUGCCCUGUAACCGGCAGGCCUGGGUGUGGCCCAGCAGCUGGUUGUUGGGAACUGCCCCUGCCCCCGCUCACCUCCCUGGAAAGCCAUGUUCUGCUCCUGGGUCCUGCUGCUUGACUCUUUUCUUGAUAAACCUUUUACAGUUAACUAGUGUAACAGAAGCACAG
Messenger RNA from Mus pahari (shrew mouse), 4586 nucleotides. RefSeq names its product sorting nexin 33 (gene Snx33). Gene Ontology annotation, biological process: plasma membrane tubulation; endocytosis; mitotic cell cycle. Bases 1590 to 3314 code for a protein of 574 amino acids. The transcript is spliced from 2 exons. Gene Ontology annotation, cellular component: cytoplasmic vesicle; plasma membrane. The record is from RefSeq and is a predicted model, not a curated record. NCBI's taxonomy places the organism in Eukaryota, Metazoa, Chordata, Mammalia, Rodentia, Muridae. Gene Ontology annotation, molecular function: protein binding; phosphatidylinositol binding.